AUAAAUUGAAAAAUUGUUUCAAGUUUCGUAUUAUUCUCAAAAGUCGCUGGACGAUAAGCAGUCGUAAUUUUCUCAGAUUUACAUAAAUGCUAUUGAAAUCAUGAUAAAAUCUGUAUUCAUUCCACUAUUUUUUGUAACUUUUGUUGUAAUUAUUGCAAGAGGAGAACCACAAUGCCCGAAAUAUAUCAAAACGACGACAACUUUACCGUUCGAGGGAGACUGCAAAAAAUUUUACAUUUGUUCACCGUUAGGUGGUAAAGUUGGUCUUUCGUGUUUAAAUGGUUAUAAUUUUAAUCCAGAAAGAGGUGUAUGCGAAGACGAAAAGAAAUAUGAAUGUCCGUAUGAAAAUGACUCGCCCCAGCCCAGGUUCGACAGUUUUUCGAAAGAAAAUGUAUUUCCAUGGAUAAAACCAAAUGCAACCAGAGGCACUGAUAAUCUCGAAGAUGGUAGUAAUGGUAACUUGGAAGUUUUUGGAAGAACCUUUUUCAAUUGGUUUAAGGAUGGAGACAAACAAAGUGAUCCAACAGAUUUCCUUAGACCGUUUAUAAGACACACGCUAUCAGCCAUACUAUCACCCAUAAUAUAUCCGUUACAAAGAAUAUUGAAAUGCUUCAAAAAUGCGUUUAUGGUGAUAAAAAAUGUAAUUUGCAAUUGCAGUAACUCCAUACCUGCAUAAAAAUACUGUUAUCACUUUACUUAUAUGUAAUACCCAUACUUAAAGUCAUAACAAUAGUACAGUUUUAAAAAAUAAAAAAUUUAUGUGUA
Messenger RNA from Agrilus planipennis (emerald ash borer), 765 nucleotides. RefSeq lists its product as uncharacterized. Gene Ontology annotation, molecular function: chitin binding. Lineage: Eukaryota; Metazoa; Arthropoda; Insecta; Coleoptera; Buprestidae. Gene Ontology annotation, cellular component: extracellular region. The record is from RefSeq and is a predicted model, not a curated record. The transcript is spliced from 5 exons. The coding region runs from base 101 to 676 and encodes 191 amino acids.